This is a messenger RNA of Serpula lacrymans var. lacrymans S7.9, 1563 nucleotides long. RefSeq lists its product as uncharacterized. NCBI's taxonomy places the organism in Eukaryota, Fungi, Basidiomycota, Agaricomycetes, Boletales, Serpulaceae. Gene Ontology annotation, cellular component: membrane. Gene Ontology annotation, biological process: amino acid transmembrane transport. Gene Ontology annotation, molecular function: amino acid transmembrane transporter activity. The coding region runs from base 1 to 1563 and encodes 520 amino acids. The transcript is spliced from 11 exons. The record is from RefSeq and is a predicted model, not a curated record.
AUGAUCGCAAUAGCUGGUACCAUUGGAACUGGCUUGUUCCUCGGUACGGGACGCUCACUGGCGCAGGGAGGCCCAGCUAGCAUGUUGAUUUGUUAUGGCAUUGUUGCCUUCGUGGUCUACGUGACGCUUUUACUUCUUGGAGAGAUGGCUACGCAGUAUCCGGUUGCAGGAUCUUUCAACGCCUACGCCACGCGUUUUUUCUCACCGUCUUAUGGAUUCGCACUGUCGUGGAACUAUUGGUUUAACGACGCCGUGUCUGUCGCUUCCGACCUCACCGCUGCCCAGCUAGUUCUUCAGUAUUGGACAACAUGGAACCCAUGGGUUAUUAGUGUUGUAUUCUGGGUAUUCCUAGUUCUAAUCAAUGCUACUCAUGUCAAAGCGUAUGGAGAAUUAGAAUAUUGGCUUUCUUCAUUGAAAGUGGCGACAAUUCUGGUCUUCAUCAUUGUCGGUAUCCUGGUCAACGUGGGGGUGAACAGUUCGCAUACGUACAUUGGUACACACAACUGGCAUAUACCUGGUGCUCCUUUCGUGGGCGGCUUUGGUGGAUUCGCGAGAGUGUUUGUUACCGCUAGCUUUGCGUAUGGUGGAACUGAAAGUUUGGGUAUCACUGCGGGGGAAACGAAAAAUCCUUCACGAAAUAUGCCUAGAGUUGUGAAAUUCGUUUUCUGGCGAAUUCUACUUUUUUAUAUCCUUAGUAUCCUACUUAUAGGUUUGAAUGUACCUUGGGACUAUCCUAAUUUGUCAAACAAAGAAACUACGACUUCCCCGUUCACGAUUGUCUUCCAGGAAGCUGGAUCUACUGUGGCCGCAUCUUUCAUGAAUACCGUCAUCUUGACAUCGGUUUUAUCAGCAGGGAAUCAUGCUCUUUUCGCCGGAACUCGUGUUCUGUACGGUCUCUCUGUAGUUGAACCCCGUGCGCAAGCACCACGAAUAUUCUCGCGCACCACGGCUUCGGGUGUUCCAUUGCCCGCUUUACUCGCCACAAGUAGCAUCAGCGCGCUCUGUUUCGGCAGUAGCUUUAUUGGCAGCGGUGUCCUGUGGGGUUGGCUGCAAAAUAUUGUUGGUGUGUCUAAUCAGAUUGCUUGGCUAUCUAUCGGGAUAGCUAGUUGGAGAUUUAGGAAAGCUUGGAUCAAGCAAGGACGUCCGCUGCACGAGAUCAAGUUCCGUGCAGCAUGGACCUGGCCCUGGGGACCACCGUUUGUAGUAUUGACGGUUACUGCCUUAAUCAUCAUCCAAGGCUGGUCAUCGAUAUUCCCUAUCUUCUCAGCUGUCGAUUUCGUGUCGUUCUACGUCGAGAUACCGGUUAUGGUCGUCAUGUAUAUUGUUUGGAUGCUGACUAGACGUAAUGCCUGUGACUCCAUCGACGAAGGGACUCCUCUAAUACGUACUCAAGGCCAAAGAAUCCGGUGGUGGCACAGUGACAUGGUCGACGUACGGACUGUGGACCUGUUCAAAGACGAAUAUGAAGAAGAGGCCGUUGAAGGGGCUGACGAUGAAGAGAGGGAAAGAAGGCUGCGGAGUAGAGCUGGGCUUGCUUGGAGAUUGUAUUAUUGGAUCAUAUAA